GUGGUGUGUGCUGGCUCCAGCAGGACAGAGAGGCCACCUGCAGCCUGGUGUUGAAAACAGAUGUCAGCCGGGAAGAGUGCUGUGCUACGAACAACAUCAACACAGCCUGGUCCAACUUCACUCACCCAGGCAAUAAAAUCAGCCUGCUGGGCUUCCUGGGCCUCGUCCACUGCCUCCCAUGCAAAGAUUCCUGCGAUGGAGUGGAGUGCGGCCCCAGCAAGGCGUGCCGCAUGGUGGGGGGCCGUCCACACUGUGAGUGCGCACCAGACUGCGAGGGGCUUCCCGCGGGCUUGCAGGUCUGCGGCUCUGACGGCGCCACCUACCGGGACGAGUGCGAGCUGCGCGCCGCGCGCUGCCGCGGGCACCCGGACCUGCGUGUAAUGUACCGAGGCCGCUGCCAAAAGUCCUGCGCUCACGUGGUGUGCCCGCGCCCCCAGUCGUGCGUUGUGGACCAGACUGGCAGCGCGCACUGCGUGGUGUGUCGCGCCGCGCCCUGCCCGGUGCCUUCCAGCCCCGGCCAGGAACUCUGUGGCAACAACAACGUUACCUAUAUCUCCUCGUGUCACCUGCGCCAGGCCACCUGCUUCCUGGGCCGCUCCAUUGGGGUUCGCCACCCGGGCAUCUGCACAGGUGCUCCAAAAGUACCACCAGAGGAGGAAGAGAACUUCCUGUGAGCUGCAGUAGCUGGGCCGUCCUAAUUUUAUUUAUUGUCACAGAAAAGAUUCUAAUUUAUGUCACGUGGACAUUCCCCAAACCUGGCCUGGAACCACUUGCGGAUCCUCUAGGAUCCAGAGCACGUAUCACAAGGACUGAAGGGAGAUUUUAUUUUAUAAGAGUUGGUAUGUGCCAUCACCAGGUACUGGGAUCAAGUUAGGACCCCAGACACCUGCUGCCUAGGGAGGGCAGCCUCAUGGAGACUUCUGCCUUGAUCUCUGCCUGCUUUUCCAGACUGGAGUUGAGUGUCAGGGCACAGGCAAGGGUAGUGUGUCCUCCUCAACUGCUGUUCACACAGGGCCUCCCAACCUCAGACCAGGGGCAGUCAGGGCCAAUCCAGAGAAACACUGGGUUCCUUUCCUCCCUGCUCACUCCAGUUAAGGUGGGACCCUGACUGACUGGCAGGCCCAGGGUAGCCUGUGGACACCAGCACCCCAGAGUCACCCUGUGCCUACUUCUCUGUUCUGGGGAUACCAGAUCAGCUUUUACCCAGUUUCCAGCCAGCCCAUUCGCCACCAAGCCCUGCAACAGGUGGUAACACCAGCUAGGUGCUGUUGGGGGCAUGACCCUUCACUUGGAUAGCUGCUACUGAAAAUCCCCCCACAUGUGCCUUCAAGGAGACAAAAAAGAAUGAAGAGCUGUAAUUUAGUAGUUAGAAUGCUUGCCCAGCAUGCACCAGGCCCUGGGCUCCAUCCCCAGCGCCGCAUACAACAGACAUGUUCGCACAUGCCUAUCACCCCCGCACUCCUUAGAGGCAGGAGGAUCAAGAGUUCAAGGUCAUCCUUGACUUGUACAGUGAGUUCAAGACAAGCCUAGGCUACAUGAGACCUUACCUCUAAAAAACUUGGAAGACAAAAUGUUAGACCACAAACAGAGGGCCAUUUGGUGGGCAAGGAGUUUCCAGGGUCUUUUCUGUCAUCCUCCCUUGAGUCCUUAGCUGUGCCUUUCUUAUAAUGUCCCAAAAAGUGUCCUUAACAGGCAGCCUAGGCAGCAUCUCCCAGCCUGGGCUUCUGCCUCACCAAAGAAAUAAAAGAUGGUUAAAAAAAAAAAAAAAAA
Molecule: messenger RNA, 1770 nt
Organism: Cricetulus griseus (Chinese hamster)
Lineage: Eukaryota; Metazoa; Chordata; Mammalia; Rodentia; Cricetidae
Source: RefSeq, a predicted model, not a curated record